Acinonyx jubatus (cheetah) is the source of this 8251-nucleotide messenger RNA. RefSeq names its product protocadherin gamma-C4. The record is from RefSeq and is a predicted model, not a curated record. Gene Ontology annotation, cellular component: plasma membrane. Gene Ontology annotation, biological process: homophilic cell-cell adhesion. The coding region runs from base 3658 to 6453 and encodes 931 amino acids. Lineage: Eukaryota; Metazoa; Chordata; Mammalia; Carnivora; Felidae. Gene Ontology annotation, molecular function: calcium ion binding. The transcript has 4 exons.
UUUUCUAGUAUCAUUGCUUGUAGCAUUUUUUUCAUUUGUUUCCUCAAUCAUUUGUCUGCCAUAUUCAAAGUUGGUUAAUUAUAUAAAUAAUCAAUCGUAUGUUUUAUUUAGAGAUUGACUUGAUUUAAUUUGAUAAUGCUCUCUUCAUUUGUUUUCAAAUUAUAUUUUGGGUUUAAUGUCUUUUUUUUCAAUACAUGAAAUUUCUAGACAAUCUAGCUGAUAUCCAUAGUCUUAAAAAUAAAUGAAACAUGAUCGCUUUACCCAAAGACUUUCUUGUACAACUGUUAUGUUUUUUUAAUGUUUAUUUAUUUUGAGAGGCGGGAAGGUGCAGAGGAGAGGGAUAGAGAGAAUCCAAGCAGGCUCCGUGCUUUCAGUGCAGAGCCGGAUGCAGGGCUCUAACUCACAAACUGUGAGACCAUGACCAGAGACAAAGUCAAGAGUCAAAUACUGAACCAACUAAGCCACCCAGCUGCCCCAGAAUUGUUACUAUGUUAAUAGAAGAGUUGUUUGAUUAGUCCAAAUUGUUACAUGUAAUGUUCUCUUUUGAAUAUUUGUGUAAACACCAAUGGUGAAUAUGUUUUGGAAGAAUAGUGUACAGCAUUGAAGUUUUAGUAUACUGUUUCUAUAAGGAAAUAAUUUACAGUAUUUUCAUAAAUCAGUGGAGGAAUAUAGAAAACUACAUGAAAAAAAUACAAAACAUCAGAUCUAUAGUCUGUGGCAUUCUCAAGUCUGGAAACUUUGGGUUAAUCUAUGUAAUUACUGGACAUGUGUAUUUGUUGAGAGAAAAAAUCAGUGAGAAAGAGCCUUAGAACUUUAUUUUCUGAUGCAGUUUAAAAUAUCCAAAGAAUUAUAUUUUGCUACAUUCAUUAAAUACACCAUUAAUAUGCCAUUACACCUGGAAUCAUCUGGUUACAGAUAACCUCUUCACUUUUUAGAAUCAAUAUCUACUUGAAUGUUUGCAUUUAUUCAAGUGUCAGUACAAUUCUGCUUUAUUACUAGACUCUAAGAUUUGUGAUUUUUAAAAUUAUUUAUUAUUUUUUGAGCGAGAGAGAGAGAGAGCAUGAGCAGGGGAAGGGUAGAGGGAGAGGAGGAGAGAAUAUUAAGCAGGCUUCAUGCCCAGCAUGGAGCCAGACAUGCUGGGCUUGAUCUCAUGACUGUGAGAUCAUGACCUGAGCCAAAAUCAAGAGUCAGACACUUAACCGACUGAGCCGCCCAGGCACCCCGGACUCUAAGAUUUGUACUUGGAAAAUCAAUUCAACAUAAAAAUUGUUUAAAAUUUUGAAAUUCACAUGCUCAUCUUAAAUUAAUAAUCCUUCUUAAUGAAAUGUGGGUAUUUCAUUGGGUAUUAAAAUUCAUGAGUGUGUGUUGCUUAAGAAGAACUACCCUUUUGGGGCACCUGGGUGGCUCAGUUGGUUAAGCUUCCAACUUCAGCUCAGGUCAUGAUCUCCCAGUUCAUGGGUUCAAGCCGCACAUCUGGCUCUGUGCUGACAGCUCAGAGCCUGAAACCUGCUUCAUAUUCUGUGUCUCCCUCUCUCUGCCUCUCUCCCAUCCACUCUAUCUCGGUCUCUCUCAAAAACGAGUAAACAUUAAACAAAAAUUUUUUUAGAAAGAAGAACUACCCUUUUCAUUUUUGAUAUCUGAUUUACUGAAGAUGAUUUUCAGAUGCUUCUCUUUAAAUUUUUCAAAUACUGUAUCAGCUGCAAAGUAUGAAUAAAUAGGGGAAAUGGCAAUAAAAUAUUACGAAUGGGAUAGUAGGCUACAUUACCUGACCAAACAAAUGGUUUAUUGUUACAUGUGGGAACCUAUGACUACUUAAUUUUUAUUUUUUAAAUAUUUAUUUGAAGGGCAUCCAAUUAAUUUUUAUAUGGACAAUUCUGAUCACAGUGUAAAAUGUGCAGAUUCACUGAACAGCAAAUACAUCAAAAGAGUAACAAGAAUCUGUAUGAUGGAGGAUGGAGACUGAUACCAUUCACUCUUACAAGAAAACUCAUUUUUUCAUUAUAUUUUAUAAUAAAUAUUAUUUUUUCUUUUCAUUAUAUUUUAAUGAAGAUGUUAUAGACUUUGGAUAUGUGUCCUGAGUAAACCUCUAUAAACUUCAAUAGACUUUAUAUAAUGAAAUGCUUGAUCCAACACUCUGAGUGUAUAUACUGUGUAUACUCCAUAUUCUUUGAAAUAUUUGAAUCUUUAGUUUCACAUGUGCUCUGAAAAGAUAACUGUCCUAUACUAAUUUAAGUGUUCACACCAUAUUGUUCAGUCAUGUUUUGGAGCAAAGUCUCGAAUCUGUUUUUUAUGUUUGUAUGAAGUAGAGAUGUCCAUGAGUUUCUGCCUAGAAUCCUGAAUACAAUGAACAGUUUAAGAUGUCUAAUGCUAUUCCACUAUGAGUUCAGCAUUGCUACACAUCCGCUAAGUUUUAGAAUGACAAUGUAUUGUGUAGGUUAAAAAAGUUUCUUUAUGAAGAUUUCUAGUUUGGAAAUGGAAUUAAACCUGUAAGACCUAUCAGAAACAUAAAAUUGACAUGCUUAUUUACAAGGCAAGAAUGUCAGUAACAAAGGGUUGGGGUGAUCUGAUAGUAACCUUGGGACCAAAAUAAGUGGAUGACAUAGAUUACUUUCUUUAGAAUAUGUGAUUAUAAGGACUCAUACUUCACUCCCCAAAUUCGAAUAACUCACCGUUCCUAAGCUACUUGAGAAGAAACAGUACCAUUAGAGACAAUGGUAAAGUAGUGUGGAAAAAAUAAAAUCAGAGGAAUAGUUUUUGAAUCCUAGUCAUUUGAAAGUAGACACUUGGAAACUAACAAGGAGUUUCUUCUUGCUUCUUACCAUACUCCUGUUUUAUAAGAAUAAUCAGUCUCUUUGCUUACGUAUCAAUUAUUUGGGGGGUAAGGUGACAAUGAUAAUAUAGAAGGAAGUGAAACACAGGAUACAACUAAAAGCUAUGAUAUUUGUAACAUUUUUAAGUUAGAAAAAAAGAAAAUAGAGUGGAGUAGUAACAAUACAUAUCAAGCUGAUAUUUCAAGAAUUUUCCUAUUACACUUUCUGCUGCACCACCACUACUUUCAUUUGUGUCAUUUUCUACAUAUUAUUUUAUUUGGUCUUCAAUUUUACUAAGUAACACAGGGAAGAUGUUAUUAUAGCCAUUUUAUGAAAAUGGAAAUGAAAAGCACUACGAUGCCAAUGUCUUCAGCAAGUUACCUCUGCUCUUUGAGGAGUAAAAAUGACUUGAUUUAGAUGGAUAAAGCUCAGGUUCAAAUAAAAUCACAGCCAGACCAAAGAUAGAGUGAAUAUUUAAAAUGUUAAAAUCCUUGUAAAAUGAGAAAAAUGAGUAUCUAUAUCAGGACACAGUAGAAUUUUCUUCUAACCCACUCCUUACUUGGAGCUGAUGUAGUAACCACUACUGCAGUUCUGCAGCCCAGACGCGGGGUGCCGCUGUUGGCUAGUACUGAGCGAAGUAUCAGCUUCUCCUGGCGCAAAGGAAUCGCCAGCCCACCGCGGAACCGCGAGAAUUGGACACUCUGCCUCUGGCUCUGUGACCCUAAGAUAUUUGUUAGAACCCGCCUGCCAAGACAAAUCAAGGAGUUGCUCCUGCUCGGAGAAUUCUUGGGAUAAUUUAACGACCAUAGCUCUUCAGAGUCAGAAAGGCAAAGGCGCUGAAAGCGGGAUGAGCGAUCACUUGGGAUUGAAGGGCCCGGCUGGGCGGAGACAAAUGCUGUUUCUCUCUUUGCUGUCUUUGUUCUGCCCGGUGAUCUCGGAGCAGAUCCUCUAUACUAUUCCGGAGGAGCUGGCCAGGGGCUCGCUUGUGGGAAACCUCGCCAAGGAUCUGGGGGUUGGCGUUGGAGAUUUGCCUGCUCGAAACCUGCGUGUUAGUGCACAGAAGAAACUGUUUACAGUGAGUACUGAGAAUGGGGACUUACUUGUUAGUGACCGUAUAGACCGAGAGCAGAUUUGUGGCGAGAAGUCGACAUGUGUUCUAGAAUUCGAAUUGGUGGCCGAAAAGCCUUUGAACUUCUUUCAUGUAAGUGUGGUAAUUCAGGAUGUCAAUGACAAUCCACCAACCUUUAGCCAAAAUAUCACUGAAUUGGAAAUCAGUGAACUGGCCGUAAUUGGAGCCUCCUUUGCCCUGGAACCCGCGCAAGAUUCAGAUGUAGGUGUCAAUUCCCUGCAGCAGUACUACCUCAGUCCCAACCCACACUUCUCUUUGAUCCAGAAGGAGAACCCAGAUGGCAGUAGGUACCCAGAACUGGUAGUGAAGACUCCCCUGGACAGGGAAGAGCAGUCACGCCACCACCUGGUCCUCACGGCUGUGGAUGGGGGUGACCCAGCCAGAAGCUGCACUACCCAGAUCAUGGUGGUUGUGGCAGAUGCAAAUGAUAAUGCACCAGUGUUCACCCAGGACAUUUACAGGGUCAGUGUUCCAGAGAACCUGCCUGUGGGCUCCUCUGUACUAAGAGUGAUGGCCACUGACUUGGAUGAAGGGGUCAAUGCUGUGAUCACCUACACUUUCAUCAACAUUGGUAGGGCAGUGAGACAGCUGUUCAAACUGGACAGUACAACAGGGGAACUCACCACUGGCGGAGGACUGGACUUUGAAGAGAGAGCGAGCUACACAAUUGGGGUGGAAGCAAAGGAUGGUGGACAUCACACAGCACACUGUAAAGUACAAAUAGAUAUUUUGGAUGAAAAUGACAAUACACCAGAGAUAACCUUGGAUUCUGAAUCUAAACAUAUUCUAGAAGAUGCUGAGUUGGGGACUGUUGUUGCCCUGAUCAAAACCUAUGACCUCGAUUCUGGAUUUAAUGGGGAAGUUUUCUGCCAACUAAAAGGAAAGUUCCCAUUUAAAAUAGUUCAAGAUACAAAAAACACAUACAAGUUGGUCACAGAUGGAGCCCUAGAUCGAGAGCAGACUCCGGAAUACAACAUUACCAUCACAGUCACCGACAGGGGAAGGCCAGCCCUCUCCUCCAACAGAAGUGUCAUCUUGAACAUUGCUGAUGUCAAUGACAAUGCUCCUGUUUUCCACCAGGGCUCUUACGUGGUCCACGUGGCAGAAAACAACCCGCCCGGAGCUUCUAUUUUCCAAGUCAGCGCCUCAGAUCCUGACCUGGGGCCCAACGGCCGUGUGUCCUACUCCAUCGUGGCCAGCGACCUGGAGCCACGGGUGCUGGCGUCCUACGUGUCCGUGAGCGCGCAGAGCGGCGUGGUGUUCGCGCAGCGCGCCUUCGACCACGAGCAGCUGCGCGCCUUCGAGCUGACGGUGCAGGCCCGCGACCAGGGCUCGCCCGCGCUCAGCGCCAACGUGAGCCUGCGCGUGUUGGUGGGCGACCGCAACGACAACGCGCCUAGGGUGCUGUACCCGGCGCUAGGGCCCGACGGCUCGGCGCUCUUCGACACGGUGCCGCGCGCCGCGCAGCCCGGCUACCUGGUCACCAAGGUGGUGGCGGUGGACGCCGACUCGGGACACAAUGCGUGGCUGUCGUACCACGUGCUGCAGGCCAGCGAGCCCGGACUCUUCAGCCUGGGGCUGCGCACGGGCGAGGUGCGCACCGCGCGUGCUUUGGGCGACAGGGACGCGGCCCGCCAGCGCCUGCUGGUUGCCGUGCGGGAUGGAGGACAGCCGCCCCUUUCCGCAACUGUCACGUUGCUCCUGGUUUUCGCCGACAGCCUGCAAGAGGCGCUGCCGGAUGUCAGCGACCGUCCGGAGCCCUCUGACCCCCAGGCCGAGCUGCAGUUUUACCUGGUGGUGGCCUUGGCCUUGAUCUCGGUGCUGUUUCUCCUAGCAGUGAUUCUAGCGGUUGCGCUGAGCCUGCGACGCUCCUCCCGCCCUUCCUCCUGGAGCUGCUUUAAGACUGAUGUCUGCUCCAAGACUGGAUCUGGGGUUAUUCCCAACUUUAGCGAAGGGACUUUGCCUUAUUCUUACAAUCUAUGUGCUGCCUCACAUUCCUCAGAGACUGAGUUUAAAUUUCUCAGUAUAAAGCCUGAAAAUGGUCCAUCACAAGAUCUUCUAUGUAAUGAAGCCUCUUGGUUUGAAAGUGCCAAUAAUGAUAAUCGCAAAAUGACUUCUAAUUCAGUCAAUUUGCAACAGCAAGCCCCGCCCAACACGGACUGGCGAUUCUCUCAGGCCCAGAGACCUGGCACCAGCGGCUCCCAAAAUGGCGAUGAAACCGGCACUUGGCCCAACAACCAGUUUGACACAGAGAUGCUUCAAGCCAUGAUCUUGGCCUCUGCCAGUGAAGCUGCUGAUGGGGGCUCCACCCUGGGAGGGGGCGCUGGCACCAUGGGCCUGAGUGCCCGCUACGGGCCCCAGUUUACCCUGCAGCACGUGCCGGACUACCGCCAGAACGUCUACAUCCCCGGCAGUAACGCCACACUGACCAACGCGGCUGGCAAGCGAGAUGGCAAGGCCCCCACCGGUGGCAAUGGCAACAAGAAGAAGUCAGGCAAAAAAGAGAAGAAGUAACGUGGAGGCCAGGCCAAGAGCCACGGGGCAACUUCCCUCCCCAACCAGCCCAGCCUCUCCGUAUCUGUACCCAGGCCUCAUAUUUUCAGGGCUCACCCCCAGAUACUGGUAGGGGUCCAGGCCAUGCUCCCUUUGAGAAACAGAAACAAGUGCCCAGUCAACACCCCCCUCUCUGCCCCCAAGGGAUUGAAUAUGCAAAAGGGAGUUCUGCUGGGAACCCCCAUCCAGUCAAUUGCUGUGCCCAUGGGGGUAGUGGGGUUAGUGUAGACACCAUUUAUCACACCCCCUUUAGUUACAGCUGAACUUUGCCAUCUUCCAAAUUCAAUCAGGCCCAUCCACAAUUCCCUGCCUCGCUCCUGUCACCCCACCCCCUCAGCAGCUCCUCUUUCUUGAAUAAGGUGGUGGGGGUGUUGAGGUACCUGGUGACCUAAAAAGGCUCGUAGUUCUGAAGAGUUGGAAGGGCGUCAUAACCUCUUGGCCUCUCCAGUUCUCAGACUGCCCCCAAAGCAUGGUUUGGUGCCUGUCCCUUCAUCUCCUUCCAGAGCCCAAGACCAAGCUCAAGUUUUGGCAGACAUGGUCACCAUUGCCAUGGUACUGACGCUUGCUGGAUUUAGGGAGGGCACUUUGCUACCGUGCCUCUUCCCAGCGCCCUUGGGACCAGUCUUUUGUUCUGUUUUUCAUUGUUUGAUGUUCCCGCUGCAUGCCGUGACUUCCCCCUCUCCAAACAAGAGACUUCAUUGCAUGUUUCAAGACAGUAUGGGGUGGUAAGAUAAAGAAGGGAAGGGUGUGGACAUAGGGGAUGGACAAAGCUUGACUUGCCAGUUAUCAGGAUCUUGCAGAAGGCUCUGUGUCCCCAGGGUACUGGCCAGAUCCCCAAUUCCAGCCAUAAACCAAGUACCAGGCUGGACUCUCGUUUACCACAUUCAAGGCUUGCUCACUCACCUCAGGCAGUGAGCUUUGGGCUGAGCUGUUAGCACCAAUGGAUUUAAACUGGCAUUAUAGUCAAAGGAAGGUCUGAGGACGUUUGGGACCAGGUCCCCUGGAGAGGUCAGAGGGCCCUCUGUGGGUGCUGGGUACUCCAGAGGUGCCACAGGUAGAAGAAUCAGUGUGGCCCUAACAGUGAGGCAGGGCCAGCUAGGCGGUUCUUGGUCCCUGGGUUGGGGAGGCAUGGAGCUACAGCAGGGACCAGGUGGACAGAAAGUCUCAGCCUAGGAUCCCGGCUUCUCCACAGGGCCCCUGCACUCCUCCAGCCUCUGUUCCUUCAUCUUGCCAGGUGCCAUUUCUUCUCCGUGAAGGCCAAUGCCCAGCCCCCCUCCCCCCAGUCUGCUCCCUAGUGGCCAGAGCCUGGUUAAAGUCCCCCAGUGCCUCCUUGUGCAUAGACCUUUCUCUGCCCAUCCCCUUCUGCCCACCCCCUCCCCCAGGCCCGUUCCUCCAGUGGGGCUGCGCAAGAACCCCACCCCAACCCUUACAGUAGUGUAGAGCCCCCUCCCUCUUUCGGCUGGUGUAGAAUAGCCAAUAGUGUAGUGCGGUGUGCUUUUCCGUGAUGGCGGGUGGGCGGAGGGCUCCGCGCAGCCAUCUGUCGUUGAAUCCGCCUGCGGCGGCCCGUGCUGUGUUUUGUGCUGUGUCCAUGCGCUGCGGCGACCCCGUCCCCUGUACUGACUCCUAUAAGUGCUUCUCUUCGCAUAGUCAUGUAGCUCCCCACCCACUCCCCUUCCUGUGUCUCACGCAAGUUUUAUACUCUAAUAUUUAUAUGGCUUUUUUUCUUUGAAAAAAAAAAAUUAAAAGGUUUCUUCUGAAA